AUGUUGCUCGCAUCGGCGGCGGACGCGUUGUGUGACUCGGUGCGGGAGCCUUCGACGGGUGUGCUGGUGGAUGCGGUAACGGCAGAGGAGAUUCCGAAUCCGUCGUUAGCUUCGGUGGAGGCAGGUGAGCUGAAGAGGUUGGCGAAGAAAAAUCGGGCGAACGCGGUGGUGAAGGGGCUCAAGAUCGCGGGAAUGUCGGUGGGCGUGGGUGCCCUAAGUGCCUUGACGGCUGGACUGGCUGCACCGGCCUUCGCAGCUGGGUUCGGCGCGCUCGGAAUCGCCGGAACCUCGGGACUCGCAGCCUUCCUCGGCUCGGCCGGCGGCGCCGCCUCGCUGGCCUCCGUGUUUGGCGCGUCUAGCGCCUCACUCUCGGGUUGGAAGUACUCACGUCGACUCGCGGACAUCCGAGUAUGCGAAUUUGUCAAACUCGACAAUGACAACAGCAACCACGCUAACGACGCCAUCAGCGGCUACAUACACGAGAUGAUCGAAUACAAACAGAAGCGACUGGAACUCGCAGGACGAUCCGGACCGCCGCCCGGAAACGAGUCUGCAGACCACCAGGGGGACGAAAGCCUAGAUCACCCUAGCCAGGUCUCCAACGACCGACCAGAGUCCAGCGACCGGCCAGGGUCCAACGAGCGACCGGAGUCCAGCGACAGACCAGGGUCCAACGACCGGCGAGGGUUCAACGACCGGCGAGGAUCCAACGACCGGCGAGGAUCCAGCGACCGGCGAGGGUCCAGCGACCGGCCAGGAUCCGACCUGACCUAUCUUUCAGCAGACGACGCCUUUUCUCCUGAGGAUGGCGCACGGCCUGUGGCGCCGAGUGCGGGUGCUGAAGUGCCGCAUUUCGGGCCUGUUCGAGUUCUACAUGAAUUCCCUAGUGCAGAAAUAAGCAGUCACGCCCCUAACCCCGAGCGCGACGUUCCGAGCCCGGAGCGCGACGCCGGCAGAAGUUCCGAGCGCGACGCACCCACAAGCCGCAACCUGACUUUGCCGAUUGAGAGGACUUGGACCCCUGGAGGUAACGACGGCAGCGAGGCUGCUUCCUCUCGGAGGCGCAGCGACUCGCAGUGGUCGCGAGACUCCCCUUCUCACGGCCCGGAGUCUAAGACCUUUGGAGGGAAGGCGCCUGGAGGGAAGGCGCCUGGAGGGAAGGUGUACACAGGGAAGGGCUCUGGACCCAAGAGUGUGGGUGGGAAGGGGUCGGGAGUGGGUAUGCAUACCCCUAAGGGCAGGUCUCUAUUGUUUAAAGCGUUGUCCCCGAGGUCGAAGGAGAGGUCGCCCAAGUCGAAGAGCAAAGAGGAGCCGGGUUCCGGGUCAAAGGAGAGUUCCGGUACGGGAAAGAUGAAAGGCGGCGCUUCGGGUAAGAGUGAGCACAGGCGUGUGCAGGGUCGUAGUCAGCAGCAGACGAGCACACAGUUGCGAAAGUCGGCACCUUCUCGACGGUUCCGUACAAUGAAUAGUAUGUCGUUGUUCCAUGAGGCAUAUCCGCAGCAUCAUCCGGUAUUACGUCCGCUGGGUUUGUACCACUUGACUGGACAUCAACAGGGUCGUAAUGUGCGGCCGGAGCCGCCGUUUCAUCUAACAAUAGGUGUGUCAGGUUGGUUGCGGGAUGUGAAUGAGUCGACGCAGGCUUGGGACUGUCUGCGGGAUUGUCUGGGUACGGAGAGUUACGCGUUUCGUUGGGAGCCACAGUUGUUAACGGAGUUAGGAUUUAUGAUGAUGCGGUUAGUAGGUGAGUCAGUUGCCUAUCAAGCUGCGACACUUUCUAUCCAAAUCGCCAUGUCGGCCUCGGCUGGAUUCAUCAUGUGGCCAGUGUCCUUCGUGCAAUACGCAGCCCAGCUAGACAACGCCUGGCUAACAGCUAAAGAACGUGCGCAACAGGCAGGCGUUAUCCUGGCGGCCGCAAUCUGCGACCAAAAUCUGGUUGGCAACCGUCCUGUUACUCUCAUAGGCUGCAGCAUGGGCUCCCGUGUCAUAGCAUACUGCCUCAAGGAACUCUACUCUCGAGAGCAAUUCAACCGCGUGGCAGACGUCGUUCUCAUGGGCCUCCCCGACAAUAAGAGUAAAGACGACUGGAAGAAAAUGCGAGCCGUCGUCUCAGGCAGACUCAUUAAUGUCUAUAACUCCAACGACCUCAUCCUCAUGUUCCUCUACCGAUGGAUGGAAUGGGGCGUCUCAGUCGCCGGCCUAUCCCCUGUCGAGGACGUACGCGGCGUCGAAAAUUUCAACGCCUCUCCCAUCGUCACAUCCCACUACGAAUAUGAAGCACAACUACCCGACAUCCUCUCCGUGCUCGGCGUACAUUCCACGCUCAUGAAGUAUAUAGACAAAAACCCACUAACAACCAACGACACAGACUAA
Molecule: messenger RNA, 2370 nt
Organism: Gregarina niphandrodes
Lineage: Eukaryota; Apicomplexa; Conoidasida; Eugregarinorida; Gregarinidae
Product: cutinase
Exons: 1
Coding region: 1-2370 (789 amino acids)
Source: RefSeq, a predicted model, not a curated record